AUGAUUUAAGCCGAUUCCGAUUCAAGUAGAAGAGUAGCAUACUUUUAUAAUAGAUUGAUAGGGAAAUUUCAUUAUGGUAAGGAACAUCCUAUGAAACCGAAACGUAUCGCGAUGGCCCAUAGCCUAAUAGUAAAUUUUGGGUAACUAUACAGAUCAUUGGAUGUCUAUUUGAUUAGAGAAGCACAAUUAGAAGAAUUACAAAAAUUCCAUGAUCCUGAAUAUGUCACUUAUUUAAGUUAGUAUAUGAGUGAAAAUAAGGUAAACUUUGUAAAGGAAUAUUGUUCAACAAAUAACGAUGGGGUAAUACCUGAGAAUUUGUUGGAAGAGUACAGAUUAAUAACUAAAUGGAGUCAAAAUAAGAAUACUAAAAAUCUGAAUUCUGAGUACAAAGUAGGAGACUCAGCCGAUAAUCCUACAUUUUCAGGACUUUUCUCUUAUUGUUAAUUUAGUGCAGGGGCAAGUAUUGAUUGUGCCCAUACAAUACUAACCGGGUAAGCAGAUAUAGCAAUCAAUUGGUCAGGCGGAUUGCAUCAUGCUAAGAAGAAGGAGGCAGCUGGAUUUUGUUACAUAAAUGACAUAGUAUUGUGCAUUUUAGAGUUAUUAAGAAUAUAUGUUCGAGUAUUGUAUGUAGAUAUUGAUUGUCAUCAUGGCGAUGGAGUUGAAGAAGCCUUUUAUUUGACCAAUAGAGUUAUGACUUUGUCAUUUCAUUAAUAUGGAGAUGAUUUCUUUCCAGGAACAGGAUAAUUGAAUUCAGUAGGAUUAGGAGUAGGCAGAUAUUAUGCAGUCAAUGUGCCAUUAAAGCCAGGAAUAUCUGACGAACCUUACUUAGAUUUAUUUAAGAAAGUGACCAGCAGAGUGAUGGAAACAUUUCGUCCUGAUUGUGUUGUUAUGUAAUGUGGUGCAGAUUCAUUAUCACUGGAUCGAUUAGGGGCUUUGAAUUUAUCCAUCAAAGGACAUGGAUAAUGCAUUUCCUAUAUGAAAUAAUUUGGAAUUCCAUUGAUUCUUUUGGGAGGAGGAGGUUAUACAAUUUAGAAUGUGUCUAGAUGUUGGGCUUACGAGACUGGCAUAUGUUUAGGACAAACUAUUGAUUAGUCUAUCCCAUCUAAUGAUGUAUAUUACAAAAAUUAUGGCGGAGAUUAUCAUCUACACUUUCCAAUUCAAAAGAAUGUUGAAAACAAAAAUAAAGCUGAAGAUUUAAACAAAAUAGUAUCUUAGGUGUAUGAUCAUUUGCAUAACUUAGAAAAUGCACCAGGUAUUCAUUUUCAUGAUGUCCCAUAUUCAUUCUAUCCAAAUAUGGAAUUGGAGAAAGAUGAAGAUAAUAAAAUGAAAAUGGAUGUGAAAUAGGAGAUAUCUUUAUUUGAAUUGGAAAAGAAUCUAGGAAUAUCAGAUGAAGCCCAUGAAAUAUCAGUAAAUUCUGGUUCCAGAAAACUACAUUCAAAAGAAUCCUGA
Molecule: messenger RNA, 1449 nt
Organism: Paramecium tetraurelia
Lineage: Eukaryota; Ciliophora; Oligohymenophorea; Peniculida; Parameciidae
Exons: 5
Molecular function (GO): histone deacetylase activity
Source: RefSeq, a predicted model, not a curated record